UUUACAUUGUGUAAACCACUGAGGACAAUUGCGAUCAGUUUCAUUUUGUAUUUCAAUGUGAAAACAUAUGCCAAGUAUUGAUCUGUUGGUUUUUAAACAAAAUAUUAUAAUUUAUUAAAAAAUAUAUUAAAAAAAAAGUGUUUAAACAAAGAAUAAGUAAAUUAUUAAUUAAAACUAUAAAGAAAUAUGGUGGAAAAACAAUUGGAUAGAAAAAUUGCUUCCCCUGAAAAAUGUGCUCAAAGUGAAUCAUCUAUAAUGCUAAACGAUCAAACAAUUGAAUUAAAUUUUGUGCGCAACCGUUUGGAAACAUUUCAAACCACCGUAUUGCGUGACGUACAGAAACGUAUGUCGGGCAUGAUAGACGAGGUCAUGCAAGAACUUCGACAACAUGAACUGCAAACAAAUGAAUUUCGUAAUUUUGCUACACCACAAAUGUUGCACAAUCAUCUUAACAUAUCAAACACCUGGAGUAAUCGUAUAAGAACUGAAACUAAUAGUCCAAAAUCGGUUAAAAGCACAGAAAAGGAAGUUUCCAAUGAGGAUGACGUUAACGUCACAAAUACAACUGCUAGUGCAACUGAUACAGAUUCUUCUAGCAGUGGAAAUAAGAGAAGAUCCAAAUCGAAAAAAUAUCAUGCAUUGCCUGAAAAGAUAUUCGUUAUGCGUGAAUCAUUUUUGACGGCCCUCUUAGAGGUCGAUCAUAUGAAGACAAUAUAUCAUAUAUUUUAUAUAAUAUUUUUGGUCUUUUUACUGAACAAUAUCACUUAUGAGUAUUUGGCUAAAGGAAGCAUAAGCUUUGGAAUAGGUACUUUCAAAACCAGCUUUGAUAAAAUACAUCUAGUUGCUGGUAUUUGGAUGCUACAACACAUUUUCGUCUUCAGCAUUUAUUAUUCCCUCAAAGGCUGGCAGCAAGUGAGAAUGAAAUUGGACCGACACAAAAACCUUCAACAUUUAUGGUCCCUUUCCUGCCUAUUUACCUAUAUAACUGCCCAAUUAGUAUUUGCCUAUGUGCCCACAAAAUUAUGCCUAUAUUUAGAUCUACCUUUCGCUACGUCUUCCGUCCUGCUGCCGGAAACUGUGAGAUUAUUAAUGAAAAUGCACUCUUUUGUGAGAAGUGUAGCGCCACGAGUUCUAGCCGGAAAAUUAAAAGCUGAGGAGCAGUCAGGAACACAAAUUAAUUUUCCAGCAUUUAACAAGUAUCUGUAUUAUUUAUUUGCUCCCACUCUAUUAUACCGAGAUGAAUAUCCACGCACCUCUACGAUCAGAUGGAAAUUUGCUUUGGCCCGUUUCUUAGAAGUGGUAGCUGUGGCCUUUCUCUAUAGUUAUAUCCAUGAACGUCAUAUUACCCAACAUUUUGGUAAUUUUGGUGUGGAAGAACUUAAUGCUGCCUCCAUUACUAUCAAAUUAUUUGGCAUGUUAAUGCCAAGCAUUAUAAUCUUCUUGGCUGGUUUCUAUAUGAUUUUACAUGCUUGGCUUAAUUUUACGGCAGAGAUAAUGCGUUUUGGCGAUCGUAUGUUUUAUAAGGACUGGUGGACUGCUAGUAAUUAUGAGGGCUACUAUCGCAAUUGGAAUGUGGUGGUUCAUGACUGGUUAUAUGAAUAUAUCUACAAGGAUUUCUAUAAUCACAUCUUUAAGGGUUCCAAAGCCCUAUCAUCGUUAACGGUGUUUGCCAUAUCAGCGGUUUUCCAUGAAUAUAUAUUGGGCUAUGCUUUGCAAGUUUGCUUUCCCGUCAUUUUUGUUUUGUUUGGUAUAAUAGGUGUGGCUAUGAUAUUUAUAACCCGUUAUAUUCCGAAAAAUUUGGGAAAUAUUUUCCUGUGGUUUAGUUUAAUAUAUGGCAAUUGUAUGAUGAUUUCUUUGUAUAGCAUGGAGUAUUAUACACGUUUUAAUUGUCCUAAAGAGUUUAAUAGUUGGAGUGAUUAUUUAGUGCCUCAUUUAUGGAGUUGUUAUUUUAAGUGAGAUUAUUAUUUUAAUAAGAAGUUUGUGAUACUUUAUAUUAUUUAAGUAUAUGCUAAAUUGGAUUAGAUUUUAAGUUUUUUUUUUAUACAAUUUGAUUAAAGCGUGUUUAAGUUCAAA
Lucilia sericata (common green bottle fly) is the source of this 2073-nucleotide messenger RNA. RefSeq names its product sterol O-acyltransferase 1. Gene Ontology annotation, biological process: cholesterol metabolic process. Bases 187 to 1956 code for a protein of 589 amino acids. The record is from RefSeq and is a predicted model, not a curated record. Lineage: Eukaryota; Metazoa; Arthropoda; Insecta; Diptera; Calliphoridae. The transcript is spliced from 4 exons. Gene Ontology annotation, cellular component: endoplasmic reticulum membrane.